GCUGCUUCUGCUGAUCGGACGGCCGCCUCCCAGCCCUGUCAACGGCUCCAGAGGGGGCAGCGUUUGCACUUGGACAGCCGUUCCGGUGCGUUGCGGCCAGCACAGCUCGACGCCGCCUUCUUCCCACGCGCAAAACGGCCUCUCUACAUACUGUCUCCAGCGCUGGGCCGGCCUGAAGGGUUGACGGUCUCCCCCAACGUCUCAAACAGGUAUAUCACGAUGCUGUCCAGGUCGAAUUCCCCCCAUCCGCGGGCUGGCCAAUGGACGAACGCCGGUGGGGCGCGCUAGAGACCCGCUAAAAAAGGCCGCUGACUGUGCGCUCUACCGCCUUCCGCAUGGGGCCUAGCGGCUCCCGUGCAUCCACAGCGGCCAUAAUCUGGGCCCUGGCCUGCCUCCAACUCACCGCCAGAGACUCUAAUUGUAGACGCUGUGCUCUCGUCCGCUGCCGGGGUGCGUCUUUUAGUCCACUGGCAAACUGAUUGAUGUACAUACAUGUAUCCAUGUAUUGCGUCUUGCCGGCCAUGUACUCGAUAUGCACUCGGCCAUGGGGGUCGGUGGCUCGUGAUCAUCCAGCCAUCCAGCAGCAUCAAUCAUCAUCAAUCAAUGGGCCAAAAAGUACCUAACAUGAUGCAUCCAUGUCAGUCCGUGCAGCCCGCCAGGCGACAGAAUACCCACCAAUCCGUCACCCAUACGAACUGCUAUUCGGCGACUCCCGUUUGGCCCAUCGACUUUACCACCACCACCAGCACCAUCAACGACAUCUGCUGCAACAACCACAACAACACCCACAACACAGUUCCACAUGUCCAUGAGACACUGACCAAGUAUACGCCAUGUAAUCGUACCAUUUGGCUGCGGACAUUCUUGCAACGGCCAUGUUCUGGCGCCACUUGGAUGCUGAGUGUGACCUGCGUGAUGUGAUUCGCUACGCGCCUGCCUUGAAACCACUCGAAACCUAUCACGCCUCGCCUCUCUCCACCUGCGACGCUUUCGUCCAAAGCCUCUUAAUGCUCGAAGCGCCUCGCGCUGUGCACUUUCCCCUCCCCUACGUAUUCACGCACUCUCGUUUUUCCAUUCUCUCCUGCUGCUGCUGGUGCUGGCUGCUGCUCAGUAUUUUCCCUUCUACCCUUCUUCUCCGCCAUCCUACUUUUAAUACUCAACUUCUGUACUUGUAUUCUUUGCGAGCACGCCGGCCGGCUCUGCGCUCGACUUGCCCUCAUUUGUCUCUUUCUGCCCGUAUCUUCGUAGACGAAGCUGGAAACGCCGCCACUUCUAUUCGCUCACCCAUCUGUGUAUUGCAUUGAUCAACCGCCAACAUGCCCACCAAACUCAUGAUGAUCUUCGUGGGGCUGGACUUCAUCUUCGCGGGAUGCGGAGGUCUGGUGCUGGGCUUCACGCUUACCUCGGAGCAGCGCAUGCGCGAAACUCCCACCAUUGACAAUGUCAUACAGAACCUUCUGCUUGGCCAGUGUCCGCUAACAGCCGGUGUGGUGAAUGCCAUCUUCAUCUUCGUUACCUUCCUCCUAUCUCUGCCCGGUCUCUUCCUGCCGACCAAUCGAGGCUGGCUGCGCGCCCAGGGCUGGCUCGUCGUCUUCUGCGCAAUCUUCACUCUUGGUCUCGGUCUCGCGGUUUGGGUAGAGACGCUGCAAACUCGAACCGGUCUCAGCCACAUCUGGGCCAGGGAGACUCCCCUCGUCCAGAGUCUACUCCAGCAAAAGUUUGACUGCUGCGGAUACUUCAAUUCAACCUCACCUCCCUUCCAGCAAGACAACACCUGCAUCAACUCGUUGGUGGCCGCGCAAAAGGGUGGCUGCAUUGGACCGUUUUCUUCUGCAUCCAACAAAUACCUCGAUCUUAUCUUCACUGCGGCUUUCGGUAUCGUGGGCGUCGACACCCUCCUCGUCCUCUGCGUCGCCAUGGUUCUCAAGUACAGGCAAGAGCAGGAACGCUACAGGCACAUUGACGAGAAGAACGGCUUGGGAGGAUUGUAAA
Periconia digitata is the source of this 1992-nucleotide messenger RNA. NCBI's taxonomy places the organism in Eukaryota, Fungi, Ascomycota, Dothideomycetes, Pleosporales, Periconiaceae. The record is from the annotation of a GenBank genome assembly.